UAUAUAGGAUCUACUAUAUUAAAACAAUGAUCUUAUAUGGUGAAAACAAAAUGCUUGAAGCAUUGAGGCUGUUUUUUAUUCAGGCGCGACGCGGGGAAGCGCGCCAAACAGCCGCCAGUUUGAAAUCCGGAUAAACAGCGCGAGCACUGGAAAUAUAAUCAAUGCAGACAUGUCACAGAACGAAACGAUGCAUGAUGACGACCUUGAGAAAUCUGGGGAAGCAUUGAUCGAGUUCAUCAAGAGCAGUAAGGCAGAGAGCGCUCUUCGAGGAGCCAGAGAAAAACUGCAGGAGUUCUUUGAUCACCACAUCAAGACCAAGAAGACCACAACCGAGCUCUUAAAUGAUCUUGUUCAUGCAGAAGAAGUGGUCGGCCACAAGCUUCUGGAUUUAGAGCGGCAGAAGAGCCAGAUAUUGCAGGAGAUCGAGAUGAUGGAGCAGGAAGUGCAGCGGAGUCUGUCCAAAAGCCAUAUUCUAGACUCAGAGCAGGAAUUCUUACAGAAAGAGUUGGAAAAACUCAGAGAUGCUGAGCUAGAAAUUCAAACCCUGCAACAGGAAGUGGAUGAGGACACAACUGAGGUCAUUCCUUCAGCCAUAUAUGUUGCUCAGCUCUAUUAUAAAGUUACCAAGAUAAAGCUGGAGGUGGACACAGAGCCGCACAUACUGAGGGGAGUUCACUACGGUGCGGAUGUGGCAACCCCCAUCAACAUAGACACAUCCACCCGUUCUCCCUGCGAAGUCAGCGAUGACCUGUGGAACCUGGUCAAUACUGAAUGGUAGACCUGGUGCACAUGAACGGUGUUCGCUAAUUUACUGUUUGUUUUUAUGUAUGUGUUUGUAUAUAUAAAUCUGUUAAUAAAUUGGCCUUAAUUGCUA
Megalobrama amblycephala (Wuchang bream) is the source of this 874-nucleotide messenger RNA. It is a transcript of the gene spc24, whose product is annotated as SPC24 component of NDC80 kinetochore complex. The transcript has 6 exons. NCBI's taxonomy places the organism in Eukaryota, Metazoa, Chordata, Actinopteri, Cypriniformes, Xenocyprididae. The record is from RefSeq and is a predicted model, not a curated record. The coding region runs from base 170 to 778 and encodes 202 amino acids.